AUGGCCGCAGCUCCGAAAGAAGCGCAGAAUUCUGUUAGCUUCGCACCCACAGCCGCCGAAGAUUCAGCCGCCGCCGCCGUCGUCCGCCGUGAGAAUGCUUCAGCCCCUGAUUGGGGCGUCCCGUCUACCGCUGAAGAUCUGCAGAGCAAGAAUUUGGCGUCCUUGAUGCUAGUCGAUCCUUCUACUAAAGCUCCGACUAAAGGGAUCCAGCUAAUGCCAAGGGCUCAAACUAAGCAUCCUUUGGAUCCUUUAUCUGGUGCUGAAAUCUCCGUAGCCGUGGGAACAGUAAGGGCAGCUGGAGCCACCCCUGAGCUCAGAGAUAGCAUGCGGUUUAUUGAAGUGGUUUUACUUGAGCCAGAUAAAAAUGUGGUGGCACUAGCCGAUGCCUAUUUCUUUCCCCCUUUUCAGCCCUCAUUAUUGCCUAGGACGAAAGGAGGACCGUUAAUUCCUAGUAAACUCCCUCCAAGGAGAGCUAGAUUAGUAGUCUACAACAAAAAGUCCAACGAAACUAGCGUGUGGAUUGUUGAGCUGGCUGAAGUACAUGCUACAACUCGAGGGGGCCAUCAUAGGGGAAAAGUGAUUUCUUCUACAGUUGUCCCCGAUGUUCAGCCACCAAUGGAUGCUGCAGAAUAUGCUGAAUGCGAAGCUGUUGUCAAGGAUUACCCUCCUUUUAUAGAAGCCAUGAAGAGGAGGGGCAUUGACGAUAUGGAUCUAGUAAUGGUUGAUCCUUGGUGUGUUGGUUACCAUAGUGAGGCUGAUGCCCCUAAGCGUAGGCUUGCGAAACCACUUAUCUUUUGCCGAACAGAGAGCGACUGCCCGCUGGAAAAUGGAUAUGCCCGGCCUGUUGAAGGGAUACAUGUACUAGUUGAUAUGCAAAACAUGGUAGUAAUUGAGUUUGAAGACCGUAAGCUAGUUCCCUUACCUCCAGCUGAUCCACUGAGAAACUAUACACCUGGUGAAACAAGAGGCGGUGUGGAUAGAAGCGAUGUGAAAUCUCUUCAAAUUGUUCAACCUGAAGGUCCGAGCUAUCGGAUUAAUGGACAUUACGUAGAGUGGCAGAAGUGGAACUUCCGCAUUGGUUUCACUCCGAGGGAGGGCUUGGUCAUUCAUUCUGUUGCCUAUGUUGAUGGCAGUCGAGGUCGUAGACCUAUUGCACAUAGGUUGAGUUUUGUGGAGAUGGUUGUGCCAUAUGGAGAUCCCAAUGAUCCACAUUACAGAAAAAAUGCAUUUGAUGCUGGGGAAGAUGGGCUGGGAAAGAAUGCUCAUUCUCUUAGAAAGGGUUGCGAUUGUCUGGGAUAUGUAAAGUACUUUGAUGCACAUUUCACAAAUUUCACUGGAGGAGUUGAAACUACCGAGAACUGUGUAUGCUUGCACGAAGAAGAUCAUGGGAUCUUAUGGAAGCAUCAAGACUGGAGAACUGGCCUUACAGAAGUUCGGAGAUCAAGGCGUCUGGCUGUUUCUUUUAUUUGCACAGUGGCUAAUUAUGAAUAUGGAUUCUACUGGUACUUUUAUCAGGCAAGUAGGAGUAUUAAAACCGAGGUUAAACUUACUGGAAUCCUUAGUUUAGGAGCACUUCAACCUGGAGAAUCUAGAAAAUAUGGCACAUCAAUUGCCCCAGGACUGUAUGCCCCAGUUCACCAACACUUUUUUGUUGCUCGUAUGGACAUGGCGGUUGACUGUAGACCUGGAGAAAUGCAUAAUCAGGUUGUUGAAGUGAACAUGAGAAUCGAAGAACCAGGGAAGGAUAAUGUUCACAACAAUGCAUUCUACGCUGAAGAGACUUUACUUAGAUCUGAAUUGGAAGCCAUGCGUGAUUGUGAUCCAUUAUCCGCCCGCCACUGGAUUAUUAGAAACACCAGAACCGUGAAUAGGACCGGACAGCUAACAGGCUACAACACAACUUAUGGGUUACGCCAUAUGCACGUGGAGAGGACUUUCCUGGAGGAGAAUUUCCUAACCAGAAUCCGCGUGUUGGGGAAGGGUUGGCUUCUUGGGUCAAACGAAAUCGGCCUCUUGAAGAAACUAAUAUUGUACUCUGGUAUAUUUUUGGAAUUACACAUGUUCCACGCUUGGAAGACUGGCCUGUCAUGCCGGUCGAACACAUUGGCUUUGUGCUUCAACCACAUGGAUUCUUCAACUGUUCACCUGCAGUUGAUGUGCCGCCAAAUACUUGUGAUGCGGAUGCGAAAGAUAGUGACGUCAAGGAGAAUGUCGUAUCUAAGCCUAUGUCUAUGUCAUCUGGGUUGA
Messenger RNA from Striga hermonthica, 2247 nucleotides. The record is from the annotation of a GenBank genome assembly. Lineage: Eukaryota; Viridiplantae; Streptophyta; Magnoliopsida; Lamiales; Orobanchaceae.